This is a messenger RNA of Cuscuta epithymum, 1702 nucleotides long. NCBI's taxonomy places the organism in Eukaryota, Viridiplantae, Streptophyta, Magnoliopsida, Solanales, Convolvulaceae. The record is from the annotation of a GenBank genome assembly.
UGAGAACCGAACGAAGCCGCCUACGUAUGUGCCUAACCUAAUAACUCUCUCCCUCCCCACGUCAUGCUGUCUUCAGAUGAUAGUAGAGUCUUCUCCUCCCCACUCUUUCUGUCCCCAGUCCAUCCAUUUCCUACUGUUGUCUGCUAUUUCCUCCACUCUUUCCUUCCUUCCUACCCAAAAGAAAAAAAAUUCAAGAACUGCUCCAAACCCUAAAAAAGCAAAAGUAAUUAGUAACAAGGUAAGUAUUAUAUAUAGUUGACUUGAUUAGGUUUAAGGCUUGGUGGGUAUUUCUGGGGGUCCAUAAUAUCAUCACCUGGUCUGGCCCUAUUGGUGGUGCACAGAAAGAUAUGAUGGAUGAGCUGUACGGGAUUCACUCAGUGCUUGCUCCAUCAUCAUCAACUUCAACUUCAUAUGCUCCCUCCUCCAACAAUAAUGGCUUUUGUCUUGAAUCUGAUGGAAAUGAUCACCACCGUCGGAGUAGUAUGAUCAACGGCUAUGGUGAGGAUCUUCAAAGUCAACACCAUCUUAUGGUUGGCCAAGGUGGUGGUGGUGGUGGAGGAGGGGUUGAUGAGAUGAUGGUGUCAGAUGAUGUAAAGGCACAGAUUGCUAAUCAUCCUCUUUAUCCCAACUUAGUAUCAGCUUAUAUUCAGUGCAGAAAGGUGGCAGCACCACCAGAAAUGGCUACAAUUCUUGAAGAGAUCAGCCAAGUCAGCCCUCACCCUACCACCACUACCACAGCCGAUGAGAUUAUCACUACAAAUCCUGAACUUGAUGAAUUCAUGGAAUCUUACUGUGAUUUUAUGUACAAAUAUAAAGAAGAGUUGUCAAAGCCCUUUGAUGAAGCUAAGACUUUCUUGAGUGGCAUAGAGUCACAGCUCAACAGCCUCUGCAAAGAUACCUUACCCACCACCACCACCUUCAACAUCUAUCACUCUUGUGAUGAAGGAGGCGGGACGUCAGAAGAAGAGGUAAUAAGUUGUGGAGAAGCGGAAGUGGGGGAGACUGAAAUGGAGCUUUGGUCGUCGUCUCUGAAUAAAGGGGAGGGAGAUCAGCAGAUUAAGGAAACGCUGAUGAGGAAGUACAGUGGAUACCUUAGCAGUUUGAGGAAGGAUUUCUUGAAGAAGAGGAAGAAAGGAAAGCUCCCUAAAGAUGCCAGGGUUGCUCUGCUCCACUGGUGGACCUCCCACUAUAGGUGGCCCUACCCUACGGAAGAGGAGAAGAACAAGUUGUCAGAGAUGACAGGGUUGGACCAAAAGCAGAUAAACAACUGGUUCAUUAACCAAAGGAAGAGGCACUGGAGGCCAUCUGAAGACAUGCGCUUUGCACUUUUGGAAGGAAUAAAUGGUGAAAGUUGCAGGGCCGAUAAUGUGCUUUGAUGCAGGCAGGCGAACUGGUAACAUAGCCAUUUGGAAUAGUUACAAUACAGAAAUUAAUUAUUUCUGCUCGUAGAACUAUUCCAAUGAUGUCUAUUGCCACCACCUUUAACUUUGAAUCAUAUGGAGUUGCAUUGUUCCAAAAAUUGUGAAGCGUGUAUUUGGAAAGUGGCAUUUCAGUCAAAAAAACACUGGUUUGAUAUUUUAUGACGUUUUCAUUUAGUGAAGAUGUCGAUCCUUAUUGUUUGAUAACUAACAGUUUAUCCCUAGUGUUUUUGUAUGAAAUCGUGAAAACGGAAGCACUACAAAUAAAAAUGCUUUGAAAAAUA